CAUCUCCGUGUCCGCUUCCAGUAGGAGCGCUUUGCUUUAAAUUUUUAUUCGACUCUGCGGAAAUGAUCCCCCUAGGUGGCUAUAGUUCUUGCAAGGAGCAUCAGUAUCAAACCUGCAAGUGCAAGGGAUUUAGACAAGGAGGGGGCGGUGAGUGUAGAGAAGAGCGACAGCAAACGAGAGAGAGCGGGGAAGGGAGAUAAAGUUAUUGCAGCGACGUGUCUAAAAGCUCUGCUUAUUAAAAAAAUAAAGCUUCUCAACUCGUGCCUUGACAAAAGGAUUCUAUAGGAACAAAAAAAGAAGAUGGAUAUCAUUAUGGAGAAUACCUCUGAAAUGGAAUGUGUUGACCAGGGCGAGGCGCUUCACUCGGACAGUGCCUAUGGGUCAUCUGCGGUGGACACGGAUACAGAGGACUGCCUGACUCCCCUCGAGAUCACUUUCCCCUAUAACGAGGACCUAAUGCACAAGACCAUCAUGGUGGGAGACAGCGGCGUGGGGAAGACCUCUCUGCUGGUCCAGUAUGACCAAGGCAAGUUCAUACCCGGCUCCUUCUCUGCCACUGUGGGCAUCGGCUUCACGGUGAGUCACUGCGUUAUUGUCUGCCAUGAAACAUAGGGGACAAGUGACCACGAAGGACCACAUCACUUUGUUACUGGGAUUGAUGGGACAACAAAUGUCUUCCCUUCCAGGGUCCCUAAAUGCUGUUGUCUGAGGUGCCAAUCAUCUUCCUCUUUCUGCAAUCAUAAUGAUCUUUAGCACACAGUUGGGUGUUGCUAGAAAGCGGGUGUAUGAUUACAGUUAAUGUUGCACCAGUUGGUCUGUUCCCUGAUGGAUAGCUGUGUUUCACAGAUGUAUCACCCACUGUUGUGAAUGUGAACUGGAGUGAUUGAUUGUCUGCAUAUACAGUCUACAUUAUCACUGUGGUGAUGUAUGGUGAGCUUCCAUUCACA
This is a messenger RNA of Oncorhynchus nerka (sockeye salmon), 947 nucleotides long. RefSeq lists its product as uncharacterized. Gene Ontology annotation, molecular function: GTPase activity; GTP binding. The record is from RefSeq and is a predicted model, not a curated record. The transcript has 2 exons. Lineage: Eukaryota; Metazoa; Chordata; Actinopteri; Salmoniformes; Salmonidae. Bases 301 to 612 code for a protein of 103 amino acids.